Saccharomyces eubayanus is the source of this 735-nucleotide messenger RNA. It is a transcript of the gene TAF14, whose product is annotated as TATA-binding protein-associated factor TAF14. Gene Ontology annotation, biological process: chromatin remodeling; regulation of transcription by RNA polymerase II. Gene Ontology annotation, molecular function: histone binding. Bases 1 to 735 code for a protein of 244 amino acids. Lineage: Eukaryota; Fungi; Ascomycota; Saccharomycetes; Saccharomycetales; Saccharomycetaceae. The transcript has 2 exons. Gene Ontology annotation, cellular component: Swr1 complex; NuA4 histone acetyltransferase complex. The record is from RefSeq and is a predicted model, not a curated record.
AUGGUAGCAACAGUAAAGAGGACUAUCCGUAUAAAGACUCAGCAACAUAUUUUGCCCGAUGUUACACCCGUAGAAAAUUUUCCCGUCCGCCAAUGGAGCAUAGAAAUUGUAUUAUUAAAUGAUGAGGGUAAAGAAAUUCCAGCGACAAUUUUCGACAAAGUUGUUUACCACCUACACCCAACUUUCGCUAAUCCUAAUAGAACAUUCACCGAUCCUCCGUUUAGGAUUGAGGAACAAGGCUGGGGUGGUUUCCCAUUAGACAUAAGCGUUUUCCUUUUGGAAAAAGCAGGUGAACGUAAGGUACCUCAUGAUUUAAACUUUCUUCAAGAAAGUUAUGAAGUUGAACACGUUAUCCAGAUUCCUCUCAAUAAACCAAUUCUAACAGAAGAACUUGCGAAAAGCGGGUCUGUUGAAGAUACUACAGCCAAUACCAGUACUAUUGGGAAAAGAAAGACGACUACAAGUACAACCGCUGAACCAAAAGCCAAGAAAGCCAAAACAGGUAGCGCAUCCACCGUGAAGGGCAGCGUAGACUUAGAAAAAUUAGCAUUUGGAUUGACUAAACUAAACGAAGACGAUUUGGUUGGUGUGGUUCAAAUGGUCACUGACAAUAAGACACCUGAGAUGAACGUGACGAAUAAUGUUGAAGAAGGUGAGUUUAUAAUCGAUUUGUAUAGUUUACCUGAAGGAUUAUUGAAAAGUUUAUGGGACUAUGUUAAGAAAAAUACUGAGUAA